AUGCAACGUCUCGCACGUUGGGUCGCGUCAGGUUUGAGUCCCUCCCCCCUGCCACAACCAUCGGAGGGGAUCGAGGGAGAGCGGUCAGUGGAUGUGUCGACAAGAGUUGAGGAGGCUGGAACGUCUAACUCAACAAGUGCCGCAGAGCGGCCACAUAGCCCCCCAGCGGAAAAGAAAGACAAAUCCGCUGCGAAUGACGAACAAGUGCAGCGUAAUGCUGCCCUUCUUGCUGAACUCGGUAUUAAGACGCGAGAUUUCGCGUACGAGAGCAAGCUGCCCCCUAUCCGGUCCGUUCCCUACGUACCCGUCCAAACGUGCCGUCCCCGCGUCCAGCUCGACACGCCCUCCCGCCUCCCCCCGCCCGAAGAUGUGACCUACUCACAGCUCGGGUUCACCCCUGACCGGUCGCCCUCAAGCGAGCCGGCCCACCGCGAGGCGUCACCGCCGCCAAUACGUCCUCUGACGUUCACCCCGACCUCGGGGACACCCAGCGGCUCGUCACAGCCGCCCCCAUCGCUGCCUGCCACUCGGCGACGCCGCGGGACCGCCGCCGCCACUGCUCGCGGUUCGACCCGGAGGACCCGGCAACACGACGUCGUCGAGCCGCCCGCGCCCGCGCGCUCAUCGCGGUACAACCUCCGCGAGAGGACCGCUCCCGUGCGGGGAGUACCCGCCGUGAAGUCCCGUGCUGUGCGCGCGAAUGCGUCGCGCCAGGAGGGAACGGGGAAGGGCGCCGCGUCGCCCCCGAAGAAGGGCAAGGGCAAAACUGCCCAGGCGUCUGCGCCCAAACGAGGGCCCAAGUCUUCCCCGCCAAAACGGACGACGAGGAAGACUGCGAAGCAGGCACUGUUAACAUAG
Messenger RNA from Fomitopsis serialis, 858 nucleotides. RefSeq lists its product as uncharacterized. NCBI's taxonomy places the organism in Eukaryota, Fungi, Basidiomycota, Agaricomycetes, Polyporales, Fomitopsidaceae. Bases 1 to 858 code for a protein of 285 amino acids. The record is from RefSeq and is a predicted model, not a curated record. The transcript is spliced from 3 exons.